AUGGACACGCUGUCCCAACUCCCGUCGCCUACGCUCAAAUCCAUCCAGCGCCAGAGAUACCUCGAAAGCGUCGCCCUGGUCGACAUGGACAGCAUCAUUCUGAGCGGCAUCGACGUUGCCAAGUGCAAAGACGACAACCUUCGCCAGCUCAUCCGACGUGUUGAAAUGGACUACUUCACACUCAAGUUUGCCCCGCCGUUCGAAGACGCAUUUGUGUACGUGCUCCACCGCCGUGCGAUUCGGCGCAUUCGAUACACUCUCUUGCUUGGAUUCGUUUGCGUUUUGGCCAAGUCGCUCUAUGGAGCUCACGUUGGUGAAGGCCAUCCGGUUACCCAUGCCGACUCGGUGGCAUUGGGCCUCGGGAUCGGCGUCGCGCUGCCGACAAUCGUCGUCGCAUUUGGCUGCACGUUUGUGGAGGCAUGGACGCCGUGGUGCGAGUACUAUUCUUCGGUCGCGUUCUUCAUCGUGUGCCUCGAAAUGACGGCGGAAAAGUUGAUUCUGCAUAAACCCGGUCCGAUCCUCCCGCUCUUCCUUUGCUUUGUUCCGGUCUUUGGGAUCACGCGGCUUCGCUUCCAUGUGUGCUGGCGGAUGGUGGCGUUCACAAUUGGCCUCCACCUGGCGGCACUCGUGGCAGCUGGCCAAGAGGACAUCCCCGACAUCUUUUUCCAAGGGUUUUCGUACUUGGGGGGGAUUGUAGGGGGUGCUGUCGCCCACUACCGCGUGGAAGUGCUUCGCCGUCGCAAUUUUGUGCUGCAUUUGCCCUUUUGUGCCGAAUCGUUUGACAAGUUUCAAGUCCAAUGCGAUAUGAAGGAGCCGAGCACGAGCAAGCAUCGCCUCCUCGAACGGGUCACGCUCCGGUUCAAGAACCGCCAAAUCGAAGCGUCGUUCAAUCGGUAUUGGUACCUGAUCGAUGGAAGUCCGUUUCAAAAUGUCCACAAGUGCACUUUGCACCAAAAUGCCGCGAGGACGAUCCGGUAUGCCGUCCAAAGCGCUUUUCUCCACCAACUCUUGUUGGCCCUUCAAGACUGGCGGUACACACUGUUCCUCCUGCUGUUGCACGUAGUCAUCGAGGGACUUGUUUCUAGGUACAUUUACCUGGCAGAGGCAAACUCGCACAAAACGUACUGGGUUGCCAUCGGCCUACGUCUCAGCGUUGUGUUGGCGUAUUUUGGCGCGCAGGGAUUGAUGUGGCGAUAUGGUCAUCGGUACUCCAACUAUUGGGAGCGCCACGGGUCGAAGCAGCAGCCACGGGAGCACCACGAGUCGAUGUCCAAGCCUGUGCCCCUCUUGGAGGCGGCGUCAACAUUACCCAGCAAUUACGUGUGGAAGAUGCAGCUGUGGUCGGCGUCGAUUGUGUGUUUGCAUGCGCUUUCCAUGGGCCUGAUUUUGAUUCACUUUGACACUUCUGGCAUCAACAGCGGCGUCGCCGCCCCGUGCUACUACCUCGCCCUCCUCAACGCGAUACUAUUUCCUCACCGAUCUGGGUUUCGCGUUCGGUUUGUAUUUGCCACGGUGUCGACGGCCGUGGUGUGUGUUGUGUUUGGAGUCAUCUGCAGCGUUCUCGUGCCGUAUCACUUCCUCGAGUACUGCACCUACGUGGGGAUCACGCUCUCCCUCGGCAUGUUCAUCAGCUACGAAGAAGAAUCGGUUCGCCGAUCGUUCUUUGUGCGACGGGCCAUUCGAUCGCACGAAUUUGCUACGUGGCACGCUGCGAUUUCCGUCAUCCGACCAUAUAUUCGACGAAAGAUGGCAGCAAAGCGGGCAGCAGGCCGUCGCCGGGUGUUGGCUCUUCCUUCAGCCGCCGACGAAUUGGCCAACAGCGGAGUGAAAAUCCCGACCUCGAACCUCUUGGCCACUGCGAGCAAGUAUGGCAUGUACUUUGACGCGGUGCAAGCGGUCGUGGCGGCGUGUGUACUAGCAGCAUACUUGAAUUGA
This is a messenger RNA of Aphanomyces invadans, 1935 nucleotides long. RefSeq lists its product as hypothetical. The record is from RefSeq and is a predicted model, not a curated record. The coding region runs from base 1 to 1935 and encodes 644 amino acids. NCBI's taxonomy places the organism in Eukaryota, Oomycota, Saprolegniomycetes, Saprolegniales, Verrucalvaceae. The transcript has 6 exons.